Molecule: messenger RNA, 4197 nt
Organism: Metarhizium acridum CQMa 102
Lineage: Eukaryota; Fungi; Ascomycota; Sordariomycetes; Hypocreales; Clavicipitaceae
Source: RefSeq, a predicted model, not a curated record
AUGGCACCCUCAAAUGAGACUACAGUGCCUUCGACGCGGCGAGUUAGGAAAUCUGCUGGGACUAGCACAGAAAUGAAGCGCGCUGUGGACAAAGAGAAUGCGACAGUCGAUGUAGCUCGCACGCUGGCCGACAAUCGCAAGAAGUCAAGGAGCAAGAGUAUCGGCCCUGGAGGGCUCGACGCUUUGAAACGCGGAACAGGAAAUCGCCGCGCAGAAAUUCCACCUCUGAAAAAUGAAAGUCAGCGCAUGAGAAAGUCGAGCGAAUCUCGAGACUCAACGAAAUCUCUGGUUUCUUCAAACGAUGACAGCACAAAUGGCUCUAAGGUGGCGCUCAAAACGGAAGAAGAGCAGCAAGCCGCUGCGCGAGAACGAGAUGAGCGAGAGCGAAGAGACGCUCGUCGGAAGUCCUUGGCGAACAGAAGGGUGUCAUUCGCUGCAGAAGCUACGUUGCAUACUUUUCACGAGAUAGAAUAUAUGCAAGACUCGACUACUUCCACCGACUCAUCGCGAAGAGCAUCGUCGGUCAAUGGAGCUGAUUUGUCAGGAAUAGCAAAAUCGCCCGAUGGCCAAAGGUCCAACAGAAGGAACUCGGGACUUCCGCCUAUGAAAUUUCACAAUAACGACGACGAUACCCUAACAUCAACCAUUUAUAGUUCUGACUCAGAGCCGCCUGAUGCUAUAGAAGAGAUUGAAGAAGACAGUGGUUCUAGCAGUGACUCAGAUGACGGAACCAUGAUGACAAUCGAGACAGAAGAAAUUACUGGAACUACUGUCGCGUCUGAACGAUAUGGUUCUGAUGAAGAAUCUUCAACUCUUGAUCGCGCUCUCAGGAUGGCUGCACAGAGGGCCGGCACUCAACGACUUGAUGACGAUGACGAUGACGAUGACGAUGGUAGACUGGACAAUGGCGAAGAGAUAAUCCCAUCCUUUGGCUGGGUAAAGAAGAGCAAUCCCUCGACUUCUGCUCAAGGCGCGAGUGAUUUGACUACUCAAAAAGACGAAGGCACAGAUGUGGACAUGGACAUGGACAUGGAUAUGACAGGAGCUGUAGGGCGAAUUAUCAAGUCGCAAAAUACCAGAGAAUUUGAUAGCCAUGAGGAUCUGUCUAUGGAUAUUACCCAAGCAUUGGGAGGUAUCUUGUCGGACGGAAAAGCCAAGCAAGUCGCUCAAGACGACGCCACAAUGGAGGCAACAAUGGAAUUUACAACUGCCGUUGGUAGAAUUCAUCAGCCGCAGAAUGUGUAUCAGGAUGAGUCUGAUACGAACGAGGAUUUCUCAAUGGAAUUCACCGCGGCCAUGGGGGGCGUCCUCCCGCCAGCAAACGCAUCUAGUGCCGAUGCUGGUGGACGACAUACUCUGAAUCAACAGGAAGAAGCCGGAAUGGAAGAUGCUACUAUGGACAUGACUGUUGGAUUUGGUAACAUUAUUUCCUAUAAUAUGCACGAUCAUACCACCCAAGGAGAGGAGACUAUGGGUAUGGACAUAACGACUGCUCUUGGGGGAAUUAUUGCCAAUGGUGCUUCCACCUCCCGAAAUCUUGGAAAGAGAAUAAUGGAGGAGGAAGUGAACAAGCCGAAUAGCCCAAAGCGAGCGAUCAUGGCGGCUGUCUCGCAAAGGACACCAACUCGGCGAAGUUCUCGAAUAUCUGGAAUGUCUCAAACUGCAUCCCCUAGUGUCAAGCGUGAAAGCCCUGGUCUGUCCGCCUUCCGUGGGAAAGGACUGCGCCGAAGCACCGAGCCGCAGACUCCAGACACUAUAUCAUCUCCGCUCAGGACACCAACGCCAUCACCCCUAAAACUCUCAACACCUAAGGCCCAACCUGCGUCUGCGAGGACUCCGACACAUGGAACUAAAAGCAAGAGCCCGCGAUCUACAACGCCUCUACGUAAGGGAGUUGCCCAAUCGGACAAGAGCCAGUCGCCACCCAAAUCCUCGAAGCCAAGACACUCCUUGUUUCGAGACGAUGUAACAACUGGAGGAAGAACGCCAACUAUAGUUUUAACACCACAAACUCGUCGUUUGUCAGGAGUUGGGGCUGAUAAAAGCGGACUAGGAUCACCACAAGUAACCGCAUUACUUGACAGACGCAGCUCUAUCGGCGAAAGCGCUACGGACUUUGUUGCGGGCAGACGAGAGGUUGCUUUUGAAGAUCCCAAGGCGAUGGAGGAAGAGAUUGAUAAGGAGCGUAAAGUCGAAGAAGAAAAGGAGAGCCGACGAAAGAUUCUUGAGCGUGAAGUCGACGGGCCACAGGAAAAGAGAGAGGCUACCUUCAACUUGAGGGAAAUAAUUAAUAGCUUGAGCCCGAAACGAAAUGCCUUGAAAGGAAGGAAGAGUCUUCACGUCGGUAGCGCCAAGGGUCUACUGGGAAAGCGACCCCUAGAAUUAGAUGACGAAAAUUCUGAAGAAGACGACGGAGUGAAAAGGCUUAAGGGGCAUAACGCCAGUCCUGUCAAAAAUGUUAAGCUACAGCAACCCCCGUCUGUAGCUGAAACUACCGGAAGACUCACUAGAGCGACUCGGAAGAGCCUUGAACCUGCUGGGAGCAACAUAAUGCCUUCUUUUUCCUCGCCACUCAAGAAAGGUCCAGCUACAACACCGCGACAUCGGGGACGUUUUCAAAAUUUUCAAGACAAUCAAACUGUUCAUGAAGUCAACUUUCAUCAAUCCCAUGCUAGAGAUACAGAAGAACUGGAGCGGGUUGCUGAUGAUGAGAGGAUACACCUUCAAGACUUCUUGAACAUGACAUCAAUUCGCUUCAUGGAACUGACAACAACCAAGCGACGCCUUACAGUUGCUCCCAAAAGUCUUCAGGAUGGCUCAUCUGGCGACGGAGAGGAUGACAUGUCGCUUGAGCGUUGUGUGAUUGCGGGUGCUUGUACGGUCCCUAUGCUGGAGCUGUACCAACACUCCUGCAGAGAACUCAAGAACUACAUAGCUGAAGGCCGACGCAUGGUGAAAGAGAUUGAGGAGAAGACUUUUGAGAUCAAUCCUCCAUUGUUCCGCGAGUACAUAUGUGCCACGCCGGAUGUUAAAGCACUUAUGGAUAAUCAGUUCAAGAACGUCAAGACGCAUGCCAGGCUGCUCAGUAAAGCGAUGUGGUACGAGUGGAGAAUGAAACUGCAAGAGGGCCUCAAAGAAGGCCUUAUAAGCAUAUCUGAAGGUAUGGACGCCGAUGAAAAAAUGCUGAAGGAGAGAGAGGCCUUGUUAGCGGCAGUUUUGCCUGGAGCCCUGGAAAGAUACGAACAAUUAGAAGAAGAGAGUGAAAAUCUGGAUGAAGCAGCCAAGGAGCUUGCGGACUGCGAUCCGGCUGAACUUCAGGCUGCAAGAGACGAGUUGACGGAUUUGGAGGCUGACAUUGAAGCCAAAAAGAGACUCAUUGUGGAGCUUCGAGGUCAACUCGAGUCCUCCACAUCAGAAGCUGAAGACCUUGCUGCAAAGAAGCAGAGUCUCAUUAUCGGCAUUCAACAAUCCGAGAAGAUUCGAGAAGCAUGCCGUGGCUGGACAGGGAGCGAGGUCGAAUCUCUCAAAUCUCGUGUGGAUGCCCUUGAGAAAGAACAUGGCUGGGCCGUGACGGGCCUGUCGGGUACAAGUCUUUCCAUGGCUUAUAAGCGAGAAAUUGAAGUUGUUUUCGACAUUGCCUCCUUCCAGCCGCAUCAAAAAAAUUCUCGAAUCGAUCUGUGGUAUAUUGGUGAUAAUGAGGAUGGCCACCUGCAAUCGAAGACGGCAGAAAAGGAGUUCUUCUUACAGUGCAUUCGAGAUCACGUUCGCGCUCUGCCGCAGAGUCGGACAAAGAUAUUGGAUCUGCUGAAUAUUGUUCGCAACGCUUGGGACAAGGCGCGCUUUGUGACGUUGCAGCUCCACGCGGUAAACAUCACUUUCCCGACGAGCGUGACCAAGACGUCUGAUUCGAGCGUUGCCGUAACCAGUUCACUGCUGUUGACGCCACUUCAAACCAGAGUUGAGACAACACUGCAUCUUCAUGGCCAUAGCGCAACUAAGGGAGUUGAUGUCGAUAUCUCCACGCAAGUCAAGGUUGUCUACGGUGAACACUUCAACGUUAAUAAGGUGGGAGAGUUCUUGGCAAACAAGAUUGGCGAUAAGCUGGGAGACAAGGGGGAAGACUGGAGCGACGUGUUGAUUGAACUUCAGCAAAGAUUGAUAGUGAGAGGCAAGAAGCAAAUCUCUAGCAUGACGUAG